GGUGGAGGUGGAGGAGGUAGUAGCAGCGCUCCAGCCUGCGGUAGACUUAGCGCGGUUGAAUCGGCCUCCAGGGAAGCUUGAAGUGGUCUCAGCUGAGGCGGAGCUGGCAGAGCUCCACGCACUGUGACCAGAGCUUGAGGCAGCGGUAGGGCUACUGGAUGAGAGCACUAUGGGGCUUGAUGGGGCCGUGGUCGUGGCAGUAACCGUAAUGGUGCUUUUGGCCUUGGUCGUGGUGGCGGUCGCUGUGCUGGAUGAUCCCGCACCCGAUGUCGUGGAGGAUGAUGCAAAGCCAGGUUGGGAAGAAGUGGUAGAAGAAGUGGUAGAAGAAGUGGUAGAAGAAGUGGUAGAAGAAGUGGUAGAAGAAGUGGUAGAAGAAGUGGUAGAAGCAGUGGUAGAAGCGGUGGCAGAACCACUGGAGGAUCCCACACCCGAUGUCUUGGACGAUGCCACAGCGCUUGACGAUGCAAAGACGGGCGAGGAAGAAGCAGAAGUGGCACUAAAGACGGGCGAGGAAGAAGCAGAAGUGGCACUUGACGAUGUAAAGACGGGCGAGGAAGAAGCAGAAGUGGCACUGGACGAUCCUGCACCCCAGCUGGAUGAGGCAGCGGUAGAUGAUCCCACAGCGGGCGACGAAGAAGAUCCGGCGCCCGAGGAUGAGGCAGCAGUGGACGAUCCAACAACGGGCGUGGACGAGGACGAACCCGAAGAGGUGGCAGAACUGCUAGAAGUUCCCGCGCCCCAGGAAGACACCGCAGCAGUAGAUGAGCCAACAGCUGGCGAGGAUGAGCUGGAUGAUCCGAAAGCGGGCUUAGACGAGGUAGCCGAUGCACUUGAUGACCCGGCGCCCCAGGCAGAUGAGGGUGUGGCAGUGGCGAAGGCCGACGUCGAAGACAAUACUGCUUUGGUCGGCGAGACAGAAGCUGACGACGCGCCAGCAGGUGCCGACCAGGUCGAGGAAGCGACUGCAGGAGCUGAAGAAGAUGAGAGCCCAGCUGGCGCCGACGAAGUAGAGUAAGCAACCGAGGAGGACUUGCUUGAGGAGCCAGCUGGCCCAGCCGAGGAAGCGCCUGAGGCAGCAGAACUACCUUUACCUCCCUUGCUCCAGGCCGUAGUCGCGGUGCUUGAAGCGCCACCAGCCGGGACCCAUGUUCCAGAAGAGAGCGAGAAUGUCCCUGGUGAGCUCAGUCCAAAGGCAGCAUAUCCAGUAGAAGUUGGAGCAGCAGAUGUCACUGCCUUGUCGCCGCGAGGUUCGAGAGCACGAGCGGAGACACUGGUCUGCAGCGCAAGGGCGAGAAGGGCGAUCUUUGAGUGCAUCCUGAACAGAAGCGAAGGUCGGGGUGCGAGUGCGAGUGAGUGAGUAAAUAUAGAGUAGAUGUUCUUUGGUUCCCUUCUUAUAUAUUUCGGAGCACUGUCGCUAGG
Paraphaeosphaeria sporulosa is the source of this 1419-nucleotide messenger RNA. RefSeq lists its product as uncharacterized. The transcript is spliced from 2 exons. NCBI's taxonomy places the organism in Eukaryota, Fungi, Ascomycota, Dothideomycetes, Pleosporales, Didymosphaeriaceae. The coding region runs from base 170 to 1015 and encodes 281 amino acids. The record is from RefSeq and is a predicted model, not a curated record.